AUGGAGGUGUUUGUGCGCACGCUGACGGGCAAGGCCUUCGUGAUCAUGGUCCGGCCCGGCGACACGGUGGAGAGCGUGAAGCGGGUGGUGGAGACCGUCGAGGGCAUACCAUGGGACCAGCAGGUGCUGGUCUGCGCCCGCUGCCGACUCGAAGACCACCGCACCCUCGCCCAGCACGGCGUCCAACAGCACGCCACCCUCCACCUCAUGCUGCGGCCCAGGGGCGACUGA
This is a messenger RNA of Acanthamoeba castellanii str. Neff, 231 nucleotides long. RefSeq names its product polyubiqutin. Gene Ontology annotation, cellular component: nucleus; cytoplasm. Gene Ontology annotation, molecular function: ubiquitin protein ligase binding; protein tag activity. Lineage: Eukaryota; Discosea; Longamoebia; Acanthamoebidae. The transcript has a single exon. The record is from RefSeq and is a predicted model, not a curated record. Gene Ontology annotation, biological process: protein ubiquitination; modification-dependent protein catabolic process. Bases 1 to 231 code for a protein of 76 amino acids.